Zea mays is the source of this 1215-nucleotide messenger RNA. RefSeq lists its product as uncharacterized. Gene Ontology annotation, molecular function: xyloglucan:xyloglucosyl transferase activity; hydrolase activity, hydrolyzing O-glycosyl compounds. The record is from RefSeq and is marked validated. Lineage: Eukaryota; Viridiplantae; Streptophyta; Magnoliopsida; Poales; Poaceae. The coding region runs from base 84 to 929 and encodes 281 amino acids. Gene Ontology annotation, cellular component: apoplast; cell wall. The transcript has 2 exons. Gene Ontology annotation, biological process: xyloglucan metabolic process; cell wall biogenesis.
GAACCACAGACCAAGAAGUUCCCUCCAGUUUGUAAGCUCGUUUCCGAAAAGAGCUCUAGAGCCGCCACACACACACAGACACCAUGGCACCGCGUUCUCUGCUGGCAGUGCUCGCCGUCGCCGCCCUCGCGUUCUUGCACGCCGCCUCGGCCAAGUCGUCGUGGCUUGACAGGAGGUUCACCACGGACGGCACCGUCCGCACGGGAUACGACGAUUCGGGCCAGCAGGUGGUGAUGCUCCGCCUCGACCAGCACUCCGGCGCUGCCGGCUUCAACUCCAAGGAGCAGUACCUUUACGGCGAGUUCAGCGUCGAGAUGAAGCUCAUCCGGGGGAACUCCGCCGGCACCGUCUCGUGCUUCUACCUCUCUUCCGGCGACGGCGACGGGCGCGACGAGAUCGACAUGGAGUUCAUGGGCAACUCGAGCGGGCAGCCGGUGGUGCUGAACACCAACGUGUGGGCCAGCGGCGACGGCAAGAAGGAGCACCAGUUCGACCUCUGGUUCGACCCCUCCGCCGACUACCACACCUACACCAUCAUCUGGAACCCGACCAACAUCCUGUUCAAGGUCGACGACCUCUUCAUCCGCUCCUUCAAGCGCUACGCCGACCUGCCGUACCCGAGCUCCAGGCCCAUGACGCUGCACGCCACGCUGUGGGACGGCAGCUACUGGGCCACCGAGAAGGGCAGGGUCGGCAUCGACUGGUCCGACGCGCCCUUCGUCGUCUCCUACCGCAGCUACUACGCCAGCGCCUGCGUCAGCGGCGGCGCGUGCCGGGCCGCCGGCAGCGGCGGGUGGAUGAACAGGCAGCUUGACAGCGCCGAGUGGGGCACCGUCAGGUGGGCGGAGCGCAACUUCAUGCGCUACAACUACUGCCAGGAUGGGUGGAGGUUCCCGCAAGGACUCCCCGCCGAGUGCGCCCGCCACUGAUAUGCGUCCGCCGGUUAAUUCUUUGUUUUGUUGGGUAUUCUUUUUUUUUCUACGGGUAUAUGAUUCUUGCUCUUCUUUGUGGAUUUGUGAUUAAAAAGCAGCCCUGCAGCUAGCAACGUGUGGGCGGUUGUUGUACACCUAGCUUUUCCUAAAUCAAGCAUGUAUUUUUUUUAUCGUGCCUUUGGAUACAGGCAUGCAGCAUAUAUAGUAUUGUUGUGAGUCGUGAAAAUUAUUUUUUUUCCUAGUGAUCACUGAGAUGUAUAAAUGGUGAACUUUAAAUCUUUAA